This is a messenger RNA of Micropterus salmoides (largemouth bass), 2528 nucleotides long. Its product is annotated as cytidine monophosphate-N-acetylneuraminic acid hydroxylase-like. The record is from RefSeq and is a predicted model, not a curated record. Gene Ontology annotation, molecular function: 2 iron, 2 sulfur cluster binding. Lineage: Eukaryota; Metazoa; Chordata; Actinopteri; Centrarchiformes; Centrarchidae.
AUGCUAUAUAACAGUGCCUGAUAGUAACCAUGCAGAAAAUAGCUCUAACAAGAACUGCUGAUGUACGGCUCUUCCUUAAGAGGAAAUAAUGGCCUCUCAAAUAGCAAUGGUGUUGCUAUCACUGGACAGUGAAGAAGUCGGCUCACUCAAAGAGGGAGUCAAUUUAAAGAAAAACCCAGAGGACGGUAAAUGCUACAUCAUAUACAAGAGCAACACUGGCCUUAAAGCGUGCAAGAACCAAUGCAAACACCAAGGAGGGUUAUUCAUCAAAGACAUCGAAGAUCUGGAUGGCAGGACUGUUAAAUGCACUAAACACAACUGGAAGUUAAAUGUGUCCACAAUGAAAUAUGUGAAUCCACCAGACAGCUUUCUGCAGGAUGAGCUAGAAGUAGAGAUCUUGGAUGAUGGGGGGCUUCAGUUGGUCGAGUUGAGCCCCAUGGACCCCUGGCUCGCUGACCCUCGAGAGCCUCUGGAGCUCCAGGAAGGAGAAGUGAAAGUGACGUACUUCACCCACGCCUGCAUGGAGCUGCAGCUCGGACAGAGGCGGUUCAUGUUCGACCCUUGGUUGAAGGGUCCUGCAUUUGCCAGAGGCUGGUGGCUCCUCCAUGAGCCUCCAGCAGACUCCCUGGACAGACUGUGUUCAGCGGAUCUCAUCUACAUCAGCCACAUGCACUCUGACCACCUCAGUUACCCCACACUGAAAGUCUUGUCAGAGAGGAGGCCAGAUGUCCCCAUUUAUGUUGGUGACACAGUGAGACCUGUCUUUUGGUAUUUGGAGCAAAGCCGAGUCAAGCUGACCAACAUCAACAUUGUUCCUUUUGGUGUCUGGCAAGAUAUUGACGAACACCUGAGAUUCAUGAUCCUGAUGGAUGGUGUACAUCCUGAAAUGGACACCUGCAUCAUUGUUGAAUAUAAAGGUCACAUGAUCCUGAACACUGUGGACUGCACCAGACCAAACGGGGGCAAGCUGCCUCUGAAUGUGGACUUAAUGUUGAGUGACUUUGCUGGGGGUGCAUCUGGAUUCCCCAUGACCUUUUAUGGAGGGAAAUACAGUGAUUCCUGGAAGGCAGAGUUUGUCAAAGAAAGGAAGAAGCUGCUGAAUUACAAAGCUCAGCUGGUGAAGUCCCUGAAGCCGAGGAUCUACUGCCCAUUCGCUGGCUAUUUUGUGGAGGCUCAUCCAUCAGACAGAUACAUUAAGGAUACAAAUACUAAAAACAGUGCAGAGGACCUCAAUGCGCUCAUCAAUAAGCAUGCACCAGACAUCAAGACAUGGACGCCAAAGCCAGGCGCUGUGCUGGACCUCGGCCUCGCUCUGAGAGACCCCACUACAAGUGAAGCCAUCACCAAUCCCCCAGCCAGUGCAAAAAUCUACAAGGACAGCUGGGAUUUCGACUUGUAUGUGGAACUGAACAGCGCCAUCACCUCUGAGAUAUUUAAACAUCGAAGCUGGAUCCAGUUUUAUUACACCUGGGCAGGCUUUCAAAACUACAACCUUGUUGUGCGGGUGAUUGAGACAGAUGACGACUUUGAACCCCUUACUGAUGGCUACGACUACUUGGUGGACUUUAUGGAUCUGUCAUUCCCCAGCAAGAGGCCUGACAGAGAGCACUGCUACGUAGAGGUGAGACAUUGUGAAGCACCAGGCAAACUACUCUCAGCAGCAUAAACGAGUUAAUCCAGUUGGAAAUAUCUACAACCAUGUAUUAUAAAUUACUAAAGGAAAAAGAGAGGUUGGAUUAUAGUUUUGUCACCUUGUUUGGGCAACCUGUUUUUGGAUCUUUGCUUUGUUUGGGCUAUAUUAUCUUUAGAUUUACUUAACGUUCACCUUGACAAUCUAACUCCUGGAAAGAAAGUGAAUAAGAAUAUUUUCCAAAAUGUCUAAUUAUUCCUUUAAAGCAACAUUCUGGAAGAUUUGGUGUGAUUUGGGGUCCCUACCGUUUCAGAGUGUAGGCCUAAUUCACCGCUGUCAUCAAUAGGACCAGCUGUCCAUGUGCAGAUUAAAUUGCUUACUCAAAAACAACCAAGUUGACAACUUUGCUAACACAAGCCGUGUUUCCAUCAAUGUUUUUUAAUGCGCAUUUUGAAGUAUCGCAUUGGAAAAGGUUGAUGGAAACGGCAAAAUUCGAGGGGAAAAAAUCCUUAAUAAAAAGGUUUUGCUUGAGGUGGUUUUUGCCUUUGUUGAAAAACUGUUAAUGGGCUAAAUGGGAGAUGGAAACACUUUUGCCGAAUAAGUUCUGAUGUAGCGAACUUGUAACUCAUGUCUGAUCAGCUGUUUCCGCUGUCGCCGUCUUGCCGGCAUAUCACACGGAGACAUGGCUGGUAGCAGUUUGCCCGCUUGAAACACAUUCCUGAGGACCUCUCUCCAUUUUUCUCGGAUCAAUGGCCCUCAGUUCCAUGGGACUGCUUUUGUUUCUGGUUUGGAACCCAUACGUCUUGUUUAUUACAGCUAUAUGUAACGUCAACUACUGACGUAACUACGCAUGCAACUACGUUGCCUGGUUUAUUCGCUCCAAACCAGCUGAUGGAAA